AUGCUGCUACAACAACAUCUGUUGCAAUCUCUUCAAAACACUAUUUGCUUGAGCUUGAACUUGAUGCCAAACACUUGGACUCUAGUGCCGUGGAGAGGAUCAAUGAUGAGAACAAAUUGUGUAAAAGAGAACAGUCCAGGGCGGGGGGUAAAGUUCACGCGCCUCCCAACUGGAAGCGCUGUACGGGGUGAAGAGAAGGUCACGGCGGAGGUAAGAGAUGGAAAGAAGAAUAGUGCUAGGGUUUGGAUCGGGACUUAUGUAAGCGAGAAGAAGAAGCAGGUUUACGAUAAAAGGUGUUUUCAAGAUACAUGGAGUUAA
This is a messenger RNA of Sphenostylis stenocarpa, 318 nucleotides long. NCBI's taxonomy places the organism in Eukaryota, Viridiplantae, Streptophyta, Magnoliopsida, Fabales, Fabaceae. The record is from the annotation of a GenBank genome assembly.